AUGACAUCAUCGAUCGAAUGGGACUCGGGUUCCGGACACGAGUUUUGGAUCGUUGGAUGUGGGAAAAAAACCAAUAAUGAAAAAGUUAAAAAAUUAGUUGAGGACACUGAGAAACAAACUUCACAGUCACAUGGCGCGGUCUUCUUCUGUUCUUCGCCACCCAACUCACUUCAAUGGCGGAGGACCCAGCAAGCAAGCAACCCCUUCUUCACCAUCAUCACUAGUACUAGCAACAUUAUUGGCAUGGCGAAGUUGAAAGGCAUGCUUCUUCAGCCGAAAUUGAAUCAUUUUCUUAACGAAAUCGGUUUUUUAUCGGGUUUUGGCUGGGGAUUUCAAGCACUCUGCUUUCGUCCACAUCUGAAUUCGCAUUCUACUGAUACAUGUCGACGGCGAUUGGAACUGAGUGAGAUUUUGGCAGGUUUAGAUCCACAUAGGCUUUUGCUUUCAUUAAGUUUGGUCAUGUCUAAAGAUAUGGGAAAACGUAGCAAUUUUGAAAGCACAGGACCAGUUGCAUCCGAUAUUCAAUCCUGGACCUCAUACUCCUUUUUUGGAGAUCGGAAGACAGAUACGGAGGGGGUCGGGGAGGCUGCAAUCAGAUAG
This is a messenger RNA of Prunus armeniaca (apricot), 600 nucleotides long. Lineage: Eukaryota; Viridiplantae; Streptophyta; Magnoliopsida; Rosales; Rosaceae. The record is from the annotation of a GenBank genome assembly.